UCCACGAUUGUCUCCAAUCCCUUCUCACUUGCACAGAUACACUUCUAUACUACACAAGCACUUGUGAAUUGUGAUCUUCCAACUGCGCCUCGCAAUUCACCACAAAUUGUAGCUCCUUGCAGCUCAUCGUCAUGGGAAAUUGCCUCUUGAUUCAAGACAGAAAGGAGAUCAAGAUCAUGAGAGUGGACGGAAGCAAGGUCCUCAAGAUGCCAUCCCCCAGCAGCGUGAUGAAGGUCCAGGAAUCCCUCGCCGUCGCCAAGCCCCCGCCGGGUCACGACAUCUUCGGCGAGCCUCCGGUGAAGACGCCGUCGGCUGUCGCCGACCCGAGCGCCACCAGGGUGAAGCUGGUGAUCAGCAAGCAGGAGCUCAAGAAGAUGCUCGACAAGGAGGGCUUGUCGCUGGACGACAUGGUGUCUCUCAUGCGCAAAGAAGCAAGUGAUGGUGAGCAAGAGGGUUGCAGAGGGUGGCGCCCCGCUCUGGAGAGCAUACCAGAGGGCAGUGAUCCCUAGAACUAGAGAUGUUGCUAGUUCUCGUGCUUACAAGUUAAAAAGAUAAUUUUGGAAUAAGUGUAAGCAUAGCAUAUACUAGUUAUCAUAUAUACAUGUGAAUAUAUAGACAUAGAUAUGAUGUAGGAGUUUUGAGAUACCGAUUCUCUUCAUCUUUUCUUGCUGCUCACAUGCUUGUAAAGAAGAGGUAAAGAUGAUCCUGGAAAUCAAUCAAAUAGGUCUCUUAUAUAUAGCACGAUGUGUCUCGUCAGUUACCACCAAGCAAGCUUAGUUAUCAACAGGUACUGAAUACUUUCGUCAA
This is a messenger RNA of Phragmites australis (common reed), 807 nucleotides long. RefSeq lists its product as uncharacterized. The record is from RefSeq and is a predicted model, not a curated record. NCBI's taxonomy places the organism in Eukaryota, Viridiplantae, Streptophyta, Magnoliopsida, Poales, Poaceae. The coding region runs from base 132 to 509 and encodes 125 amino acids. The transcript has a single exon.